AAAUGAGAAAUUGACUUUUAACAGGACAAAAUAGCGAAAAAGGAUUCAUGUAGCUGAUCCCAUGUAGGGGGACAAAGGUUUGAUGUUGUUGUUGUUGUAAAAUCUGCAUAAAGUUUUGUUCACAAAGCUGGACAGCACAAAUUUUUAGAUUUUUAUGCAAUAUAAGAACAGAAAUCAACCCUAUCUCCUUUUCCUUUAUACCUAGCACCUAAAAGAUAAACUGAUAAUCAAUAUUGCAGGUGCUCCAAUUCAACACUGAUAUGAUAACCUAUUGAAAACAUGGAUCCCACAUACCUAGUUGCACUUACAAGGUUAGAAGCAUGCGCAUCCAUGGCCCUCCCUAACUGCUUACCAGUGGUCAAGUGAUGCCUGUCAUUAAUCCAUAUCAAAUGAGAUAUUUUUACAAGGAUUCAGUUACUCUUCUAUAUAAAUAGCCACAAACCCAUCAAAACAAAAUCAACUUGUUAGCCAGAAUAACUACUGUUUAAGAGCUCAUUACAGAUAGUCACAUAAAACAUGGAUUCCAUAACAGAAACACGUACAAAACCACCCGAUUGUCGAGAUUCAGUUGUGAUCCCGGUCGACGGCACCGAGAUUUUGAUUAUUGAGAAGAAGAGGAAAGGAUGGAGGGGCUUACAGUAUGUUGCUCAAGUGAUCCAGGUUGCAGAUUAUAAAAGGCUGGUUCAUGCUAUGAAGUUUGGGCUUGCUCUGGUGCUAGUCUCAUUGCUCUAUAUGCUUGAGGCAGUCCAUGAUAAGCUCGGUGAUAAUGCCAUGUGGGCUGUCAUGACAGUUGUGGUUGUGUUCGAGUACACUGCAGGAGCAACUGUUACCAAGGGCUUGAACCGUCUAGUUGGUACUAUUCUAGGGGGUGGACUUGGCUCCCUUGUUGCUAUAAUUGCUCAGGAGAUUGGUGGAGUUGGAAAAGCUGUGAUCAUAGGCAUUUCUAUUUUUAUCUUUGGUGCUGCAGCAACUUAUUUGCGAACAAUAGCAAACAUCAAGAAGAAGUAUGAUUAUGGAGUUUUGAUUUUUAUCUUAACAUUAAGUUUAGUUUCCAUUUCUGGUGUUCGUGUGGAUGAGAUCAUUCAAGUGGCCAGUGCCCGCCUCUCAUCCAUAUGUAUGGGCUUUGGCAUAUGUGCUCACGUAAGCUUAUUCAUCUUUCCAGUGUGGGCUGGUGAUGAGCUACAUAGCUCAUUGGCUUCUAAGUUUAAUUCAAUUGCACAUUCUAUUGAAGAUUGUAUGAAUGGCAAGAAAAUGAUGGGUGAAGCAAGAAAACCUUCAAAUUGUUUAUCUGUGCUUUCAUCUAAAAGUAUGGAUGAAUCAUUGGCAAAUUUUGCAAAAUGGGAGCCAUGGCACGGAAGGUUUGGCUUCUACUAUCCUUGGAGCAAAUACCUACAAAUUGCAGGACAACUAAGAGAGUUAGCGGCUUGCAUAACUUCUGCAGAAGGACAUUUGAAAGCAAAACAAGAGAUAUCAAUAAACCCUUUACUGUUAAGCAUCAAAGAGCAAUGUGAAGCAACAAGCUUAUUACUAGUAAACACAAUGACACAACUUAGAGACUGUAUCAUAUAUAUGAAGCAGUUUCCAAGGCAAGAACUUGUUUUAGAGGAGCUUCAGGCAAGGAGAGUUCAAUUAAGUUCUCAUAUUCAAGUCUCUUCACUAGCACUUACCAUUAACCAGAGUGCUGGUUCUGAAAAUGGCAUGAAAGGCAGUGGAGUUCGCAUUGUGAUCCAAGUCUUUUUAUUGGUUGAGAUUCUUGACAAGGUAGAACUGCUUGUAAAAGAGGUCAAGGAAUUAGGGAUAUCAGCUGGUUUUGUCAACCAAACACUUGAUGAUAAGUGCUAA
Dendrobium catenatum is the source of this 1842-nucleotide messenger RNA. RefSeq names its product aluminum-activated malate transporter 8-like. Bases 517 to 1842 code for a protein of 441 amino acids. The transcript has 6 exons. Gene Ontology annotation, biological process: malate transport. The record is from RefSeq and is a predicted model, not a curated record. NCBI's taxonomy places the organism in Eukaryota, Viridiplantae, Streptophyta, Magnoliopsida, Asparagales, Orchidaceae. Gene Ontology annotation, cellular component: plant-type vacuole membrane.